CGGCUCUCGUCCCAGCGUUCGCGCCGCCUCCUUGCCCGUCCCCUCCUCCCCCUCGCUCCUCCUUCCCGAAGCCCACCGCUCCCUGGACACCCCCAAAUCAGGGCGCCCCACAUGCGUCCGCCUUUCCCGGCCGUGCCCGCCCCACCCGGUGCUGCGCCCCCGGACCAACCCCCAGUCCCAGCCCAUCUCUGCAGCCCUGGAGGUCCCAGUGACCUUGCACUUUUUGCUGGUUUUACACCCCCUCCUUCCGCUUCUGAUUCUAUAGGUCGCCAGCUAUGGCUUUCAAACUUUAUACACUCGACCCACACCGAAAAAUAUGUUUUACGUGUAUACCCUGGGGCUGUAGGGCUAGAUCGCCGAGCCGCACGUUUCAAGGCAGAUGCUAACCCUAAGCUCACAUGACGCAGCCGGAUCUAUUCUAAUUCAAUUGUAUUCCAUUCGGUUCCACAUCUUUCCAAAGACUGUUGCUAACCCACUGAGUCAGGACCUACUGGGUCUGAUCUGGCCUGAAAACCUCAAUUUCCUUUAUCCCUUGCAUUUGGAGGAUGCAGAGAUGCCGUAAUCAGAUAAACACAUGCAAACUUCAAUUCCAAAGGAAGCGUGAAACCAGCCCAGAGAAGUUACAGGACUUUCCCCAGACCACCUGCCCAGCAAGCCAGCACCAGAGACCCAGGUGUUAGCAGAUGAUGGUGGUAGUUCUGUCUUUCACGUGUGAAGGAAUUUGCACGCUGGUGGGCAGCAGCUGAAUCACUUUGGUGGCCUAUGGGAAGGUGCCUGGCCUUCAAGGGACGUGUGGGCAGGGCUUCCCGUCCCUGCCCGGAGCAGCUCCGCCCUGGAGGCACCUGCGAGGACGGAGCCCCUGGACUCCCAGGUUCCUUGCCAGGGAGGAGGAAAGAUCCAUCUGCCAGGGCUGAGUGUGGCCUGAGGGGACAGGCCAUCGGUCCUGGAAUGCCCCUGCCUGAGGCCAGCGAGCAGGAGAGUGAGAGCAUGAAGGCCGGCCAGGAGCCAUCCCCUGAGCUGGGCACGGAUGUCAUCCUCGCAGCCCCCAGCAAGCCCGAGGAGUUCUCCGAACUGGUCCUGCUGACGGCCUCCGACCAGGGCGGGGAUGGGGUGGACUUCGAAACCAGAGGAGUGCGCUGUAUCGUGUCCCUGGAGACGUCUGGCCCCAACAUCCUUGCCAGCACUCUGCAGAUCCUGCCGGCCGAGGAGCCGGGGAGUGUAGUCCAGCCAGGUCCCCAGGUCCCUGAGCAGAGAUGCAGCAGGCAGCAGCAGACAGCAGCCCCCAUGCCCCUGGAGUUCCUGAGGACCCCGUUCGGGGGCCGCCUCCUGGUGCUGGAAUCGUUCCUGUACAAACAAGAGAAGGCGGUGGGGGACAAGGUGUACUGGAAGUGCCGCCAGCACUCAUCGCUGAGCUGCCGGGGCCGGGCCAUCACCCGAGGCCUAAGGGCCACGGUGAUGCGGGACCACUGCCACCCGCCCGAUGAGGAAGGCCUGGAAGCCCAGCGCCAGAAGCAGAAGCUGGCCGGCCUGGCGCUGGGGGAUCCCGAGGGCCCUGCGCAGCUGGUCAGCAAGCCGGCCCCGGAGGAAGAGGGGGCACUCGGAAGCCUGUCGCUGCUGAGUCUGCCCCUCAAGAAACGCUCAAUUCGGAGGGUUGGACAGCCCCGGUCCGUGGAGUUCCUAAGGACGUGCUACGGGGGCAACUUCCUGGUGCACCAGUCGUUCCUGUACAAGCGGGAGAAGGCCGUGGGCGACAAGGUGUACUGGACCUGCCGGGACCACACGCUGCACGGCUGCCGCAGCCGCGCCAUCACCCAGGGCCAGCGGGUGACCGUGAUGCGCAACCACUGCCACGCGCCCGACAUGGAGGGGCUGAGGGCCCGGCGGCAGCAGGAGAGGGCCAUGGCGAAGCAGCAGGGCAGGCCGGGCGGGCCCGGGGGCCAAGCGGACAGGCUGCUCCAAGGCGUGGACAGUCUGUGCUACCGCAGGGGGCCGGGCACCCUCACCCUCACCAGGCCCCGGUCCAGAAAGCGAGCGAAGGUCAAAGACGAGCCUCCGGCCCAGCCCCACGCCCGGGAGGGCUCCCCCGAGGAGGACCAGGACGCAGAGCCCGGAGGCCCCGAGUUCCUGAGGACCCCACUGGGGGGCAGCUUCCUGGUGCACGAGUCGUUCCUGUACAGGCGGGAGAAGGCCGCGGGGCAGAAGGUGUACUGGACCUGCCGCGACCAGGCCCGCAUGGGCUGCCGCAGCCGCGCCAUCACCCAGGGCCGGCGGGUGACCGUCAUGCGUGGCCACUGCCACCCGCCCGACCUGGGGGGCCUGGAGGCCCUGAGGCAGCGGGAGAAACGCGCCAGCCCGUCGCCAAGAGGGAGUCCAGGAGGCCCCGAGUUCCUGAGGACCCCGCUGGGGGGCAGCUUCCUGGUGCACGAGUCGUUCCUGUACAGGCGGGAGAAGGCCGCGGGGGAGAAGGUGUACUGGACCUGCCGCGACCAGGCCCGCGUGGGCUGCCGCAGCCGCGCCAUCACCCAGGGCCGGCGGGUGAUGGUGAUGCGUGGCCACUGCCACCCGCCCGACCUGGGGGGCCUGGAGGCCCUGAGGCAGCGGGAGCAGAUCCCCAACCUGGCCCGGUGGGAAGAAGGCCCAGGAGCCCUCCGGCCCCUGGAGUUCCUGAGGACGUCCCUCGGGGGCAGGUUCCUGGUGCACAACUCGUUCCUCUACAGGAAGGAGAAGGCCGCCGGGGACAAGGUGUACUGGAUGUGCCGGGACCAGGGUCGGCUGGGCUGCCGCAGCCGCGCCAUCACCCAGGGCCAGCGGGUGAUGGUGAUGCGCAGCCACUGCCACGCGCCCGACCUGGUGGGCCUGGAGGCCCUGAGGCAGCGGGAGCGGCUGCCCAGCACAGCUCGGCAGGAAGACCCAGAAAAGAUAAAACUUCUGCCUAAAGUUGAACUGUCCUUCAAGACUUGUUCUCCUGAAAGCCAGCAGACUUACGGGGAAGCAGCGUUCGGCCAUACAAAGGAACGAAGUGCUGAUACUUACGGCGACAUUGGAUGAGCCUUGAAGACAUCGACUGCAGGGAGGGCAGCCGGGCACAAAAGAGCAGCAGGAUCUACAGGCCCACCUGUGGGAAGUGUCUGCACCAGGCGCCUCAUACAGAGACAGAAAGUAGAUUAGCGGUUGCCUCGGGCCGGGGAGGUUGGGGAGUAUCAGGGUGAUAGUAAAGGGUGUGGGGCAUUAUUUGGGGACUGGGGAGGUGUUCUGAAGUGACUGCAGUGAGUGACGAUUGCAGAGCUCUGGCUGUAGGGAAAAUCGCUGAAUUGUUUACAGAGGUGAAAUUUAUGGAAUCGAUUAUAGCUCAGUAAAGCUGUUAAACAACGAAAAGGAAGGAGGUCACAGUGACUUUCGUAACCAGGGUCCACCUCGCUACUGCCUUAGUCUGUCCCUUGGGUGCCAGCCACUGCCCCGGCCCACUCACCAGGGGAGGGGAGCUGGGCGCCCCCAUGGGAAGUGAGGAACACAAAGCCCGAGAACAAACCCAUCGCGGCCAAAGUGAGAACUUUGCAUUUCUUGACCGCCUUGAAAAGGCCGGGGUGGGAGUCCCUGGCGACUUCCGGGGCAGGAGAUGGGACUUCUCGGAAGUGUUGGGUGUGUCUCCCCAGAACAUGCUAGAGCAGAAAGCAGGGAGUUCCCAGAGCGUUGGUGACGGAGCAACGUCACGCUUUAAAGGAAUUGAUACGAUGCGCGCGUAAACAUGAUCUCUCCGAUGGUUAUCUCUAGGAAGGGUUCCAGCAGUCCUGAACUUUCUCUAUUACCUGUUCCCACCGUGUCUGAGCCUAUGUAACGGAUGUGUUUCUCCCU
Messenger RNA from Microcebus murinus (gray mouse lemur), 3852 nucleotides. The record is from RefSeq and is a predicted model, not a curated record. Lineage: Eukaryota; Metazoa; Chordata; Mammalia; Primates; Cheirogaleidae.